This is a messenger RNA of Serinus canaria (Common canary), 6994 nucleotides long. RefSeq names its product coiled-coil domain containing 34 (gene CCDC34). The record is from RefSeq and is a predicted model, not a curated record. The transcript has 6 exons. NCBI's taxonomy places the organism in Eukaryota, Metazoa, Chordata, Aves, Passeriformes, Fringillidae. Bases 819 to 1691 code for a protein of 290 amino acids.
AAGUUGCCAGUUUACAAGUGGAUCUGAUUUCAGAAUAAUGCUUUUUAACAUUUUGCUGGCAUGCAAAAGGUUAAAAACCUAAAGGAAAGUGUUAGCCCUCUUAUGAAGCCAUCUCUUGAAUAAAAGUUUUGUGUAUUGUGUUUGAGUGGAAAUGUUUUUAGUAUGUUUUGAAUAAUCAUACAGAUUAUAAUUUUCAUAUUUAUACUGUGUAAUGUUGAAACUGUGGGGGUUUUUUAAUCCAUCACUGUCUAAGAAGUCACAGCUUGUCCCAUGUUCCCUCUGUUGGCCAACAUGUCAGAGGUAAUGAUUCUCAAAAAGGACUGUAAAUGUCAGCUGCCAUUUAUAAUCAGUGGGGAAGGAAAUAAGCCUGUUGUGUUUUCAGUUGUUGUGUUCUUACCUAUGGAUUUAUUUCUUCUGUUCGACAAGGGAGCCUUUGCUGCUGUGCUGUGUCCAAAGGUGAUGUGAUCUUUUGAAGCUCUGGUAUUUCACUGUAUCUCAGGAUGUUUUUGGAGUUCAGUUAUCCUACAAUUAACUCUUUAAUGCAGUCAGCCCAGUGCCUCGCAGCUGCUGGAGGGGAAGGAAUAUGAGAGCAGCUCCUGGAGACAGCCUGUUCAGAAGCAGUGCUGCAGACACGCCUCUCUCAGCAUGACCUCAUGUGUGACACCCAUGGGCGAUGGCCACAGGAGACUCUACAUGGAUCCAGAUAACAAAUGCCAACUUUCUUUGUGUCUUUGCUGGGAAAGCUGCUCUCAGGCCAGGGCACAGUGCAAUGUUCAGGUUUUCUCACCCACUGAGAACUUGCUGCUGCUCCAAAAGCAAUGUCAAAUACAUGGGGACAACUUGCCUUCAAGCUGUUCUGUGUUAGCAGCCUGUGGGAUUUUUGUUACCUGUGUACCAGUGGCUUUCUGAGCUGUCACCUCAGCAGUCUCUUCAGGAGGGUUGAACACUCAGAAACAGCAGGGGAGGGGAAGGUGUCACCUUUGAAAGAUAACCUUUCACCAUGGGAAGAGUGGUUCAUUGGCAAAGAGAAGGAGCUGCGUGCCCGCCUACAGGCUAGAGCUGCAGAGGAAAUUAAUAAACAGCUUGAGGAAAUGAAGCAAAAUCAAGAAAAGGAAAGAAGAAAAAGGAUAGCUGAAGAGAAGCACAAGGAGUGGGUCCUAAAAAAGAGAGAAGAGGAAAGAAGAGAAAGGAAACGAAAGCUGAGCAAAGAAAUAGCAGAAAAAGCCACAAGGGAACUGGAAAAAAUGCAGUUAAAAGAAAAGGCUGACAUGAAGUAUAAAGAAUGGUUAGAGAAGAAGAGAGCUGAAGAGGCAGAAAAGAAGAAAAAAGAGAAGGAAAAAGAAAAAGAACGGGAGGCUGAGCUACAGGAGAAAAGAACAAGAUCAGAGAAAAUCUUUAAGGAAUGGCUGCAAAAUGCUAGAAAUAAGCCACAACCUGCUUUAAAUGGUUAUGGUUACCCACAUGGAAGGUCUACAGGGAGCGCUGAUAGAAAUCUGUAUCCAGCUCCAGCAUAUUGUAACCCCAUUCCUUGGAAGCCAGUACAUGUGCCUCAUUCAAAGGAAGACACAGUUCUCACCAGGAAGAGGAGUCAGAGACCUGCAUCUUGUCAGCCACGUGCAAUUUUACCAGUGGUGGUUUCUAAGCCCAGGAGUAACCCUUGUAUUGGAUCUUUGUGCAGAAAGAAGUUGUAGUCCAGAAAAACUGUUCUUACAACCUUGACCAAAUCGGGCCAUGAAUGUGAAUUUCUGUGUAGUUAUAUGUCCAGUGCAGAUUGCUUUGUGCCUUUUUUUUUUCCUUUUUUUCUUCCCCCCCCUUUUUUUUUCUGAGCAGGUUUUGUGUUUACUGCUAGUUGACCAAUCAAGCUUUUAGUGUUUUUUCUAUAUUACAUUUUAGUUUAAGAAAAAGAUUAAAUGUAAUGGGACUGUACCUCAAUGCCAGUAAAAUGCACAGGGUUGUUUCUUCCUGUCCUCUCUUGUUGUUGAAAGAGUUCUUUUGUAUAUGUAAUUAUUAUUUUGGGCAACAGUAUUAACUAUGUUAUUUUAAAGAUAAAUUUAAUUUGUAACAAAUUGUUUUGUUUUGUUUUGUUUUAAUUUCUAACAAAUUUUAAGACAGUUCUUGGCUUAAUGCAGAAUGAAUUGGCCUGCCUCAGUUCCAGGAUUAUCAUGUUACUGGGAUUACAGUGAUUGAGUGGGAUAGCUGGAGUGCUGCAAGGAAUGGAUGAAGGCUGUUGAGGGAAGCACAGGCUCUUUGCUGGCCCUGAUAUGUACAAACCAGGGAGAGCUGGUCAGGGGUGUGAGGUUUGGGGCCAGUGAUGACAUGCAUGAAUCUGUGGGAUUUGGUCGGGUGCACCUGAGAAUGCUGAGGAAGUGGCAAAUGUCACUGUAAGGAUACUCUCAAUUAUCUUUGAGAAGUCUGGUGAUAAGGGGAGGUUGCUGAUAGCUAGAAGGAAGUGAAUGUCAGGCCAGCCUUCAGGAGGGGUGUGGAUGCAGAGCUGCCGGCUAGCAGUCAGCCUCACCUCAGUCACCUGAGCUGAUGGAUUUGGCCAGUGCAGCCAGCAGCCUCCUGGGCUGCGGAGGAAUAGCACUGCCCACAAAGGGAAGAGUCUGACCCUUGGACCAUAACUAUGCGAGACCACCCUUGGAGUGCUGGGCCCAUUCCUGGGCAGGAAAAGUGACAUGUUCUGGAGCAAGCUCAGUGAAGGGCCACAAAGAUGAUUAAAGGAUUGCAGCAUCUGACAGACAGAAACUUAAAGAGGUGUGAUUGGUCAGCAUGAAGGAGAGAAAGUUCAGUAAUGUCUGUAAAUACCUAGCGGAGAGAGAGAGCAGACCCUCCUCAGUAGUGCCCAGUGAGAGAAGAGGCAGGGAGUGGAAAUCGAAGUACAGGAAAUUCCAUUUAAACAUGGGGCAAAAAUGUUAACAGGAAGAGUCAUUGAAUGCUGGAACAAAUUGCCCAGGGAUGUUGUAGGUUUCCAUUCUUGGAUAUACUCAAAACUUGACUGGACAUAGCCCUGAGAAACCACCUCCAGUUGGCCUUCUUUUGAACAGAGUUGGACUAGAUAAUUUCUAAAGGUCCACUCCAGUCUCAACAAUUCUGUUAUUAAUGGUGAAAAGCAAAAAGCAGAAAUAAAGAAGAUUUAUUUUUCCUGUUGUAGUUGUAUCACUUUGAGAAAUACCUUGUUAUCCUUAAAAAGUUACAGUAUUAAAAAGUAUUGUGCACAUUAUAAAAUUUAUGCGGUAAGAAAACACGCCAAGUCACAUUCUGAAAUGUAUGUGUUCUGUUGAUUCUCGUUCUAGGCCUGAUAUUUUAAUUUCUUCAGAGCAAGUUGUGAAAAAUACUAAACUAUCUCAUGUCAAGUUUAUACUUAAUACGUUACUUGUACCGUGACUUUGAGUGAAUCAGUUUAUACAAUAUGCCUGUGUCUGUUCUUUGUAGAUAGUGGCAAUUGCUAACAAGACUGCAACACCUUACAGUUGCACUUAUAGAUGAUUUGGUUUGUGUUUGCAUUUAGACUUUCACAAAGUCUUAAUUUUACUGUAUGCAUUUAGAAGUCUGGCACCUGUAAAACACAUGGAACAUCAAACAAUGUUUCUGGUAAGUAGGAGCACACAGAAGUCUGCACAUUAUCUUCAGGAUGUAGAACUCAGUGUCCAUCUUUGUCAUUAUGUUGUUGUAGGCGCAGAUUUUGUGGUGAUUGGGAGCAGUGGGUGCAGCUGUUUAGGACAGGUGAAUGCUAUGGAAGGUAAGGAGCCAUGGAGUGCCUAGGGGUGCUGAGCAAUUACACAGGGAGCAGAGGGCACACAGCUGCAGGGCAUCAACAGGAGGGCAUAAAAGUUGUAAGCCGAUGCUCAAAGCCUUUGGUGUUGGUGGUGGCUCCACUGUGGUUCCCAUAUAAUGGUGACCCCAGCAUGAUUUGGGGUUUUGCUGUUGGGCGAGGUGCAAAUGCAGCCCAGCGUAGCCUUGAGAGCAGUGGGGGGACGCUGCUUGAUGGACCAGAGUGGAUUUGGUACCUGGGGUACAGGUGAGCUGCUGGGAACACCAUGGGAAAUAACUUCACACCAUCUAAUGCAACAAAAACUGUGAAAGGAACAAGAGAAGUUAGAGCAGCAUUAGGAGAUAGAGACAGAGUGGCUCUGUUGUUCAGUGCUGUGUGUUUGCUGGUAAAAUCUUGUGUACUGUGCAUGUGAAUUGUAGUUCUUAGGAUGGGAACAUGUAGAUUCCAUCUUAUGUGUUACUUUAUGAAGUUGUACAGCUGUGGAUGGAAUUCUGUUAUUCUUGAGUGUUUAUGAAGUUUUGUGAUUGUCCAUGGAAUUCUGUAAUUCUGUUAUUCUUGUGUGUUACUUUAUAAACUUGUACGGCUGUUGAUAUUGUCAGUAUUCUAGAUGUGUAAGUAUGAGGAUUUUGAUGUUAGGAAAUGUGAGUUUGGGGAGUGAAUCAAGGUCAGGACACAUUCCAGAGUCAGUGGAGCCUGCACAAGGGAUACUUGUACCAUAUUUGCUAUUUCUCUUGCAAGGACCCUCUAGGGGGAUGGUAGACAUGGCAUUUAUUUAAAAGACAGUUCUGUCCUAACUAAAUUACAGCAAAAGGUUAAGGCAAGAUAGCUGUUGAAUGCACAUACUGGCCCAAAUUCAAUCCACACAAUGAUUUUGUUAAAGAAGAGAAAUAAUGUUUGGAUUUUUUCCAGGGAGGUAUCAACUACACAAUAAAAUGGGCUGGCCUUGUAGCAUAAUUUCAGAUUGUGUGCCACAGAAGGCUAUAAUUUUAUGCUGUUGUGGCAGAUAAUUUACAUCGUUCUUUCUCAGAUGUUAAAAGAUAAAAUAAUGACACUGGAGGACCUAGUUUAAAGGGCUGAUAGCAAUGGUUUGAUUUCCACUGCUCAGAAGGGAUUUCUCUCUGUUAGGAUAUCCGUGCCAGGCUGAGCACAGCUCACAGUGCACUGAGGGAGGCAGUGGCAGAUCUGUAGGAUAUGUGGGGGGUCUGGCUGAGCUGGAGUUCAUUUCCCCACAGCAAUCUCACACUGCUGUGCCUUGUUUUUUUGGCUAGAAGGAUGUUGAUAACAAAAUUGCAAAAGCAAUUUCCUUGCCAGGAUGCAGGAAACGAAAGGUGGAUGGAUGGCAGGUGAGGCUGCAGCUGUGGCUGGGCACAAUAUGAUGCCUCUGCUGCAUUGUUUAUUUCACACCAUAUCAAAGUUAUGCAGUCUUGCACUGGGAGAAGUGAGUUAUUGUGCCCAUCCAGCACUUUCUCCUAUGCCACUCUAUGUAUGCAGAGUUUGUCAGAGGUGUCCCAAGCCAAAUGUGCAUGGCAGUAGCUUGAGGUGCCCUCAGCAGCAGAAUCUGGACAGGGAUAUUUAUUAAUAUAUGUUUAGUGCCAAAGCUGCUGCACUGAUCCAGAGAUGAACACUGAAGUUUCUGGCUGGUUCUUGUUUGUAACGUUCCAGCCAGUUGCAGCUGACAUGACCUCUGUGGAACUUCCUUGUACCUACAAACUCACAUGGCUUUCAGACCUUAGUUCUGUUUCAUAUCCAAAUUAUUCUACUUCUCAGGAAGGAAAAUGGGAGGGAAAACUACCAGCAUUCUUGGUGCAGGGAAAGUGGGUAAUAUAAUCCAAAUGAAUUUAGCAAGGAAUGUAUUUUCAUACUGGUUCAAUCAGCUACUAAUAAAAGAUGUUACAGAAAAUGUAAUUUGAAUAAACUCUAGGAUUUAGAUGCUGCUGCUGCUAUUCUUCUCUAUUUUUUUCUUAACUGGGUGUUUAGGCUGAUGUUAUUAUUGAUAUAUUUGUACAGUCCAUGCUUAAAUGCUGACCAGAGAACUAUUUUUGCUUCCAUGUUAAGCUAAACAGCUUUAAAAAUUGAAAAUAUUUUAUAUAAUUUCCUGAGUGAAGUGGAUGUGCUGAUCAUGUUUCACAAGAUUCCAACACAAACAGAUCUUUGAAAAAAAAAUCUCCUUUUUUUGUUAUUUCAGGUGGUGUUUCUCUGACAUAAAAUUGUUAGAGUCUUCUAAGACUGCUUCAGAGGUGUAAGAUUUCAGGAUUAAAAUGCUUAAACAGGAGUAAGGACAAUAAGCUUCAGCUUUGUGCCUUUUAAAACUAUUUAAAAGUGUCAUUGCCACUUAGCUUUAAGCCUUUGAGACUUUUAAAGCAUAAUCAUCUUAUAAAGCAUUUUAAAUGGUUGGUACAGUCAUUUAAAAUGUUCAUUUGCUUCAUGCCUAGUUAAGUUGGACCAGUGAUUUGUUGUUCAUUUACUGUCCUUGUCAAUAGAUUUAGAGAAUUUAACCUCUCUCCUCUUGAAACUUUUGACAUUCCUCUUACAAUGGUUGCGUUUUUUAUAAAAUAGCUUAGAGGUAACAGCAGUUCCAGAGCCAGUCGCCUAGAAAAUAAGAUAUGUGAGUUUCAGUUUCUGAUCCGCAAACUUUUACUUAUACAUGCAAAAUAAAAUACUUUCUGCAGAAGAGUUAAACAGCUUGAGGUAAUUUAUUCUCUCAUCUGAGUACCAUGGAUGAAAUGAAUGGAAAUAGCAAGGUGGCUAUUGAGAGAUACUGUUCUGGGUUUUUUUUUUUUUUUUCCAGAAGGUCUGUGAAAAAUCUUUUAAAUCAUAUUUAUGAUUUUUUUUAAAAUUAUGUGUUAAAUGCUGAGUGGACAAUAUUUUUAGUCUUUGUCACUCUGUGGGAAGUUUUAGGUUGGAUUUGAAUGAUAUUUCAGGGAAGUGAUAUUUCAGUGGAAAUACCUGAGGUGGGAAAAUGAUGAUGCUAAUGAAAAUGAUGAUCCUAUACUGGUGCUAAAACCCUGAUUGUUUUUACAACUGUGUCCCUUGGUAUCUGAGUUAAGCUUUUGCUGCACACAGCUGGUUGUCACGACAUGGAUGUCUGGAUGGUAACUCGUAUUUAUGCACUGCUUGUGUUUCCUGUGUGCUCCACAAAGAGGCUGGCUGGGAAGAGAAAUAUUUAAUUGGCGUUUGGACUUCACAAGUAUUGCAAUACUGUGCUGCUGUUUGCUUUUAGUU